Exophiala aquamarina CBS 119918 is the source of this 801-nucleotide messenger RNA. RefSeq lists its product as uncharacterized. The transcript is spliced from 2 exons. The record is from RefSeq and is a predicted model, not a curated record. Bases 1 to 801 code for a protein of 266 amino acids. NCBI's taxonomy places the organism in Eukaryota, Fungi, Ascomycota, Eurotiomycetes, Chaetothyriales, Herpotrichiellaceae.
AUGACCCAUUUCUCCUCGACACAGUACAAUUCGAUCUCGGGUGAAUACGAUGCCGUGAACGGCCUGCCCAUCUCUCGAGCCAUCGUUAUCAAUGUCGAACGUGUGCUUUCGCCGUACAUCAAAGGUGCAAAAGUUCUGGAGAUGGCAUGUGGCACAGGGUUCUUUACACGUCCCUUGCUUGACUGGGGUGCCACCUCAGUUGUUGGAGUCGAUAUCUCCCAAGGAAUGAUCGAUAUUGCGCAAGCAGAGUUCUCCAAGUCUUCCAGCGCGUCAAAUUGCGAUUUCAUGGUCAAAGACUGUACGCAGCCGUUCGAUGUCGGCAUAGGACAAUUCGAUCUUGUAUUCGCUGCCUGGUUGCUGAAUUACUCUGCGGAUGAAGCUGUAAUGGCAGCCAUCUUCAAGAAUAUUUCUCGACACUUGAAGCCAGGAGGUCGCCUGGUGACCGUAGCGCCUCACGAGGAAGAAGACCCAUUGGUGUGCAUUAACAACCUCAAUUCAACUUUCGACGCCAAGUAUGGGUAUAAAGUUGAAUUAAGAGAGAAACUAGAGGUGGGUUAUCAUGUGCACUUGUAUUUCAGCACAGACCCGAAAGUCGACUUUGGCAACUAUUUUCUACCAAAAAGCAUUUACGAAAAGGCAGGUAGGGCUGGUGGCAUGAAGGGAAAGAUGUCAUGGCAGGACAUCACUCUUCCAGAGAACCAUGAUGAAGUCAAUACCUAUAUGGCCGAGCCCGUGCCUACAGACUAUUUUGAUGACUGGCUGAAGUAUCCAGACUUCGGAAUUUUGGUUGCCGAAAAAUGA